AUGAGUUUCGGCGCUAAGUUAGGAGAUUGGGUGCAGAAGCUUGAAUGCUACAAGUUAGGAAAGAUUCCAGAGGUGAAACAGAAAGCCAAGCCUGAUCAGGCUGAGCUUAGGAAGCGCAUCUCGGCAAUCAUCUUGAGCAAUCUACAUAUGUUCCUCUUCGUUAUGCAGUACCUAUCAAGCUAA
Messenger RNA from Phanerochaete carnosa HHB-10118-sp, 183 nucleotides. RefSeq lists its product as uncharacterized. Lineage: Eukaryota; Fungi; Basidiomycota; Agaricomycetes; Polyporales; Phanerochaetaceae. The record is from RefSeq and is a predicted model, not a curated record. The transcript is spliced from 2 exons. The coding region runs from base 1 to 183 and encodes 60 amino acids.